ACUGUGCAUGAUGGAGAGGAUGGAGGAGGCUGCUGCGAAAGAAAUCACCGAUGAAGUCGACGAUUUAAUACGAAUUGUCGAAGAUCUGAAGAUCAGAUCCGUCGUGCCGAGUUUGCUGGAGUCGUCCUUCUCUAAACUGCUGGAACUGAAAAGCCGGCUGAGACGGGAAGAAGUAUCGAGGGAGACCGCAAACAAAGAAGUUCUACAGGACUUGGCAAAGAUUGUUCUGGAUGUCACAUACUGCCGAGAAAACAGACUUGCUGACAACGAUUUUUCAGACAGUGAUUCUCUAGAACGAGUCCAUGCCAUAAUCCGUAGCCUGGAACAUGUUGAAAACAUCACUAAGCACAUGGGCUUCAGCACGGUGGUAGAAGGCCUCGGUGAGGAGCUUGCAGAGUGUAUAGAAUGGCGGAAGGGGGGACUAGUCUACAUGUUCUGCCAGAGCAAGGAGGGGGACGACGACCACAGUUGGCUAACAGCCAACCAAGAAACUUUUUUUGCUCUGCUGCAGCAAGGUGUGCACCACCUCACGGCAAUGCUCAAUGUUCGUCGCCCACUGAGCGCCGAGGAUGUCACAGUGCUGUCUGGCCAGACGGACGUGCUGGAACUCCUGGAGAAAGGCAUCUACAGUGACGUACAUGCGCUGUCGCUGAUGUAUGCCGGCGAGAUGUGCUACUGGCUGGUGACGUACUCGAAGCGCUGGGACCGGCCGCUGGAGAUGGCACACGCAUUGCCGCUUGGCAAGCGGCUGCUGCAGGACUACAUCAGUGCUGUCGAGGGUCCCCUGCAGGGCGCAGGCUGGAACUGCACCCGUGCCCGGCAGCUUUUGGCGCAACUGGGCGAGCUGGAGCAGUGCUGAAGUGCAGCUGGUGCCUGGCGAAGCCGACACAGUCAGACCAAAGACAAAGCCCGGACGGGGAGUGAGAUUGACGGACAUUCUUGUCGGGCGGAAGGAGCGUCAUCAAGUUAACCUUUUCUGUAUAGUUCCCGAACUUCUUGCGAACUUUCGCACUGUCAUCAGCGGGACCACGAUGGAGAAAGUGUUCCAAUAGCUGGGAACAUUUGCUGCUUUGGGCACUAGCUAGCAGGCCUGUUUCGGUAGUACUAUCUAGCUAGCUAGCAAUGCUCCAGUGUUUUGUGUGAGCUAACCAUCAAAAGGCAGCCGACUGCAAUAGUUUAACCAUGACUGUCGACCCCUUCAGACAGUUUAGUUGGAUCCUUAUUCUCUGCAUUAGCCAUGUUCACUCAUGCUCUGUUGUUUUGUGUGUUAGAUAGACUGGUUUCAUGCCUUUUCAAGCGUGCCCUGUUAUUUGUGCAUAUGAUGAACCUGUCAUGGGAAUGUCCCUUUGCUUUGAUGCAUCCGAAUCACCACCAUGGGCCAUGUUCGGAUUGAUUGCUUUUGGGGGAUAUCACUUGGAGCGCACGUUGGUUGGCUAGCCAACUGCACUAGACGUACCAUGCGAAUGUGAAAGUACUCUCAAAAGUGAACAUUCAUGAACAUGGCACAGGAUUUUAUACAUAUUCAUAUGUACCGACUUAAAAAGCUGGGCAUUUACUGUCAACACAAAUUGAAACAUGACAAGAAAGAACUUAUCUGAAUGCCAGCUGCGUGCAGCUACGAAGUGCGAUGUGGAAUCGCUCUUUAGCAUGGUGUAGUUUCGAACACGUGUUUUGAACGAGUUGCUGUUCUGCAUUCAGGCAUUCAGACACAUGCUGAUAGUACAGGCAGAAACCAGCCAAGUGAAGAAUUAAUUGUUUCUUUGGUGGUGUCCUAGCUUCCGAAUUCCCACCGGAGUCUGCUUACACUACAGUCGACGCUCGUUACAACGGACUGUAAUAAUCCAGCGAGAAAGGUCUGUUAUAUCCGAGGUCAUUUCAAUCCAAAAUUACAGCUGUGGCAUGUUGAAAUGGUGAAACUUUGCAUAUACCACUGUCUGAACCAAAUACGAUCACAAGGACACUGGAAACAUCCAAGUUAAGCAGGUUUCCGCGGUAAAGGUACAACCACUUGCCAAGGCACCUUGCUGUCCACCAUUUUUCGGCCUCUGGUUGCCGAAAUACGGCAAUUUUGCUCACACUAGAGCAUACUCGGACACCUGCACAACGGAAAGACUAACGGCCGCCACAAUGCUGCAAAGCUGGCCAGCCAGCCUCGCACCGUGCCACCGCCAGGCCUGAGCACGUCACUGCCGCCGCCGACACUGACAUCGGCAGCGGUUUGUUUUUCACGCAAAACCCCCAGCUGUCGUUACAAUAAGCUCAUGUCUUAGUUUUAUCCUUUGCGACAAGCGACGACCACUGUCAAGCAGGUAUCGAGAACUAGAGCUGCAGUACGAGCCAAGUGGCCGAAAUUGCCACUGCACGCUAUGCGAGAUGGCUCAAUCGCACCACGCGGAGUAUCUCUUUUUUGUUUCUUUAAUCUUUUGUGCAAACUGAUGCGAUGAGAAUGCGUUCUCAGUGCAUUUUGCGAUCGUCGGCGGUUGUUCUUUAAGUGCUGUAUGCUAUGGUUUCACAUAGUGGAUUAGGCCUGGCAGCACUUUUGGCUCUUUGGCGGUGUUGAUCCGCUUGCGUGGGCAACCCGAAAGACUCUUCCUUAGCCGAUGGAGUGUCGUGCGGAGCACCCUGUUGCGGGAAGCUUGCCGCUAGUGUGUUUGUACUAUGCGAAAAAGUGCAUUUUCACACUUUCCGCAAGUGGCUGGAAAUAGUUGCAUGCAGUGGACUGCCGCACGCAUCGCCGCAGCAAGGUGCAUUGUAUUUGUGCCAUUUAGACAAAAUCUGCCCAAAAAUUUGUCUGUUGUAGGCGAUUUGUUGCGUAAAUAAUAUAGGCACACGAAACUAAGUGAGAGGAAUGAUCUGUUAUAUUUGUAGGUUUUAUGCGGGUACGUUGUAACAGGCGUGGACUGUACGAGAUUCCACGAUGUCUGGUGUUUUGGUAGCGAUAAAUGCAUUAAGUCGGGGAUUCCCAAACUACUUUGGCCUCAGAAAAUCCCCAUCCCACCAUCACCCUUGCCUCAGAAAAUUCAUGCAGUCAAGAGUACAAAUGCAUCAUGGACCCUCAAUAGAUGGUUACUUCGUUAGUGAAUUCACUACACAGGGUUUAUUAGGUAGAAAUCAUAACAAUGGUGCAAAUAUAGCAUGACAGGUGCAUCUGUCUUCCGUUAAGCCUACCAUGCCUUUAUUUUUGGUAACUAUUACGACAACAAAAAAAAAAAAGGAAUUUCGUUGUCUUUGAGAAUUUUUGAAAGUGUGAGAAGAUAAGCUACGCUAAAAGCUACGCUUUUCUUCUCACACUUUUGCCAAAUCCUCCUCACGCUCUCUUCGCUGUUGCACUCUUUCAUUUCCCGCUGCGCUCCGCGUUCACUCUUUCAUCCUUCGCUGUGCUCGUUUGCUUGGUUACGCCGAGGGCCGAUGCUAGAUGCAGGAACGGGCGCGUAACAGCUGCGCUCUAAAACAUAGUGAAGCAUUAAAAAUGCAAUUGACUGGGCAAAUACUACGGCACCAGCGUCUCAUAUUUGUCUGGUCUGUUCAUAUGUUGAUCAUGCCUUGCAAUUAGAAAGAAAAUUUGGAAUGUCUGCUACAAUAUUGCUGUUUUUCACUAACUGGAACUGCCACUCACUAAUACUAGAACUUCAAAGACAAGGGCCCACAGCUAUUCUUUAUUUUCAUGGUCAAUGUGCAUGUUGUACCCACUUCCAUUAUCAUGUUAGCAGCCCACAACAUUAAGCAACUGUGUACAGCCGUAAGUUUCUUCCAAAUUACUUUUACACAUUAUUGUAACACCAUCUACAAUUAGUGCAUCAAACUUAUAAUAAAUUAAUUAAAUAAUGGGGUUUUUAAGUGCCAAAACCACUUUAUGAUUAUGAGGCACGCCAUAGUGGGGGACUCCGAAAAUUUCGACCACCUGGGGUUCUUUAAACGUGCACCUAAAUCAAAGCACACGGGUGUUUUCGCAUUUUGCCCCAUCGAAAUGCAACUGCCGUGGCAGGGAUUCAGUCCCGCGACCUCGUGCUCAGCAGCCCAACACCACAGCCACUGAGCAACCACGACGGAUCAAAAUUAUAAUAAAUAAGGCAAGCUCUGUGUGUCUGAAAAACCUGUUCUUUUUUUUCCCCUAAUAAGGCACGUGUAAUUGUAUUAGAUGAGCUGUACUCGUUCGAAAGAGUUAUCAGUGAGGUUGUCCAGAUGAGCUGAGCUUGUUGAAACACUGAUGAAAUUAAAGAUGGAUGAUAACAUACACUGCGAUGGGUGUAAACCUUUUUUAGAGCGUGUGUGGCUUGCAGUAAUUAAAGCUGUUUUAAAGUCGGCAUCUGGUUAUAGCAAGCUAUGACAGUUUUUGCAUAAGUCCGAAUUGGUGGAUUCCGUUGCAGUGAAAAAAAAUAAAAGGCAGCGAGCUCAGCCGUUUCGUUGAACAGUGGUGCAUGUUCCGUGGUUGGUAGUGUUAUGAAUUGAUGGAAGGCAUGGCUGUACUCGUGUAGCCCAAAAAUACUGCAUUUGCACAAUUACAAAAUAACUUUUUUUAUGAAUAAUUACUAGCCUGAGAGAUCACUUCUCACGACAUUUCGGAACCAUGUGCCAAAUACGAAGCAAGUUUACACUACUUUGGCCUUGAAUUUUGAGGUCUAAAUUGAUAGCUCAAGCACCAGGCAACUGAACUGCGCAGAAAAACUUACUUCUUGACGCAGCAGCAAAUGCCAAUCUGUGAACAGCAAGAGCACAACCUGGCACAAUGUAGAAGAAUGCUGUGAUGGUGUAAUAAUUGCAGGAAGGCUUACAAUGGUACAUCUUGAUCCAGUGGUCCAUAGUUUCUCCCCAUAUUACCUACAGGGAAAUCUGACACUACUGCACUGUGAUAUGCAUGGGAAUGCCGGUAUAUUGUGAUUUCUAAUUGGCAUCGUUCUCGGAUAGCCAAGCAAGCACUGUUCUGUCUGUCACAGUGAUUAACUUUCUACUAAAGCAGCAUGUAAAAAGCUCUUUUAUCUUUAUUAUUACACAAAAACGUGUUUUGUUUAACUAUGAGAACUUGUUAUUGCACCUACAGUUAUAUGAAACAUAAACAGUAUCAGUGGGUCGCUAUAGUUGGAGGACAGAUGACAAGAUACGUGCUCGCUUUGGAACAGUUUGUUGUCUGUUCUUACUUUUCUUCGUUUGGUUAUGCAUUGUAGGUGAGUAAACUUCACUGGAGGAUGUAAUAUGCAUGAAUGGAAACAUUAUAUGAAGAUUUUACUUUAAGAAUGAACUAUUUGUGUAGCCAUAUCCGCAUUUUAGAUGAAGACUCUUACAACGCCAGCCAAUAAAAGCCUCGCACACACAUAUACCGUCAUUCCCAUGAUGGCACGGUGUCCCCUUAAGAAACUCCCAUAGACGGUGGCGCCAGAUUUCCCUCUAGGUGUUAUAGUGAGAAACUCUAUGGUCCAAUCAACUACAACAAUAUGCAAAUUUGCACAAAUGCAGCUAUCCUGGUGUGUAUGCAUCUGGUCCCUUGGUGCAGUAAAUUGCACUCCUGUUGGAAUGAUUCAGCACAACACAGGAAUUUGGCUUGCUAUGCUAACAUAUUGCCCAUUAUGCUAAAACCUUAUUUUAACCAAAUGGUACAGCUGCAUUACAAAACAAUAAAUUGCAUUAUAAUCAUAAGAUAUAUUUUUCUGACUCAUCAAAGUUUCCUCCCCUUCUUUCAUUACAUUCACACGAACACGGUAUACCAGUAUCUAGUUUGGGAAUCCCUGAUCUAGUCUGUAGGUUGUAUUGUCCGUACUUUGCGUCCGUUGUGAAGUAUCAAACAAUGUGCGAUUUGCAUUGCAUUUGUAGUGAAGUCCAUCCAGUGAAUAGUCUCGCGUUCUGUCCGUGCCAAAAAGGAAAGGAAAACCAUUUUUUCGACUUCUCUAUAGCAAUGUUGAGCUGUUCUCUCCUGCUGAACGUCUGCAUCAGCCUUCUGGCGUGAAAAUUUUUAAGUGAAACAUUUUUUAGACAAGUUUCACAGCGAAAUGGGCAACGGCACAUUCUGUGCCCACGUUCUAUUUCCGUGCUGUUUCCCUAACAGAACGACAUCACCCGAGCUGGCUCUUGCGUGUGCUGUUCUGUCGGGGAAUUUGAAGCCUGCAUUCUAUAACUUUGCAUGUGCUUGUUUAACGUUUACAUUUUGGCCCUUGCCAGGUAAUGCUUCGUCACUCUUAUAGACUACAUUAAGUUGGAUUCACAUGACUGACUGAUUCAAAAUCCAAGUUCUUCAUGACCGACUUCUUAAACAUCAGUAAAGUUCCUUAGUUUCUGCACAAUGCUGUCAUAAACAUCUGAGCGUAAUGUGUAAUAGUAUUUCUUUGCAAGCAACAACAAGCUUAUUCUUCUAUAAAGGAUUGCCUGCUCUUUCCUUCAAAUUUCUUAAAUCCCUGCUAUUCUUUGUGUACUGUAGUUGCUUGGACCACUAGCACGAUGGCUAGUGGUUAUCUUAAGACGUCGCCCAGCCAUAACAUUCGAGAAACUUCCAAUACAGAAAGGCACGUCUUGUGCUGAGCGAUAACCUUUAACAUUUCUUAGCCAGUGAAAGACGGUCACCGGAAAAGGUACUUAAAUGCGCGUGGCAAUAUUUUGGUGGACAGUCUACCAAUUUUUCACGAUGCCUAAGUCACGAAUUUGUCUGCAAGCUCAAUCUGUCAUGUGAAUCCACAUCUUGAAAUGCCUCUUUCAUUAUAUAACCAGGUGCCAAAAACCAAGAAUACUGUCUUUAUUUGUAUUCUUUUCCUUUUCUCACAUUUGUCAAUAUUGUUCCAGGAGUGACAGGUGUGACUUAAAUUGGCCAUUAUAAUUGUGCAAAUCCGUGCAGUAAUUAGAAGCGUUAUGUGUGCAGAAGAAAGAGACUGCAUGAGUUGUGCCAAUUGAUUUGAACAGUUUCAUCUUUAGGUCAUGACCACAGUCAUCAGCAGUCAUAAAGAUUUUUUAAACUUGAGCCAGUUGUGAAUUAUUUGUUUUCAGAACACUGAAUGAAUAAUAUGCAACAGAAUAUUUAGUACAACAAGUGAACCCAUUUAGCCUGGAACCAUGGAACUUGUCGCGCAGGCAAGGAAGGCUGCCGAGUAAGAUUUUUCUUUGCAAAUGCGAAAUAUGUACAAAAAAGAAACAAACUGGAAGCAAACAUUUUGGUCCAUCUCAAACCAUCCUGACAGCAUUCUGUGUUGGGAAUACUGUAAGGAGUAUUUGCUGCUUUCUUCGAUUAAAAAGAAAUUCCAAAACUGA
Molecule: messenger RNA, 7227 nt
Organism: Dermacentor andersoni
Lineage: Eukaryota; Metazoa; Arthropoda; Arachnida; Ixodida; Ixodidae
Product: RAB7A-interacting MON1-CCZ1 complex subunit 1-like
Biological process (GO): mitophagy
Source: RefSeq, a predicted model, not a curated record